Messenger RNA from Physcomitrium patens, 2157 nucleotides. Its product is annotated as intraflagellar transport protein 57. The record is from RefSeq and is a predicted model, not a curated record. Lineage: Eukaryota; Viridiplantae; Streptophyta; Bryopsida; Funariales; Funariaceae. Gene Ontology annotation, cellular component: microtubule organizing center; cilium; Golgi apparatus. Gene Ontology annotation, biological process: intraciliary transport; non-motile cilium assembly.
UUAAAAGUUGAUUUUAUGAGCAACAUGGCAUACUUUCCUUACCAGUGCUACAUUAUAUAUAUAUAUAUAUAUAUAUAUAUAUUAUUGUGCGAUAUUUGGAUCAUUCCAAAUGAUUGAAAGCACCAUUCAGCAACUUAAGUGUCAUCUUUUCUUUGACAACACAUCAAGUUCCUAAAAACGUACACUUCUACAAACCACAGUUUUUUUUUCUAAAUUUAAAUUUAAAAUUUAAAAUAAAAGAAACUGAUACCACAAAUAAAAAUAAUGUCAUCUAUGCAAAGCUGUGACAAGAUAUGUCGGCAGGAUCGUCGACGGUGCAUCUUACUUGUAAGUCCUCAACAGCAACGUCGUGGGAAGAUCUGCACCGAUGGAAGCACGUUGGGCAACGAAGGGCAUCGGCAUGUCUCUCUCCCUCUGUUGUUGCGAGGCACCUCGGCAGGGCUGGAUUAGGGUUUGUGGGAGAGAGACAGACACACACACUCGUAACGGUGUUUUUGCAUUGCAUUUGGCAAUGGAAGCAUUGGCAUUGCGAGGCGGCGGCAUGAAGCCCAUUGGAAGCAUUGGCAUUGCAGAGCCAGAGACACAGGCAGGAAGACCUCAACAGGGUGGCCUUCCUCCACACUCGACUCCACUCCCACCAGAACCCCCUCCCGCGUUGUCCAGGAUGUUGGACUCCGACAUGCGAGGAAGCGUCAUGGCCGAGUUGAUUGUUGACAAACUGAAGCUUCUCCACUACGAGCAGCAGUUUUGCAGUUCUAGGUCCCCGCCCUGGCCGCGCCUCCACAAGUUCUACUUCGCCCUGCCAUCGCUUCACCGUAACGAACAGUUUCUUUAUUUCUCGAGCUUGGCCGCGUGGCUUUUCGGACUGCUUGGUUGCCAAUUUGCCCCUCCUUCCGAAAUUAAUGACCCUAAUAUGACGUGCGCUAAAAUAAUGAUGGAGCUCAUGAAUUUGGGACUCGCGCCGCCCGGUUGGCUUCCUGCUCGAUUGAAGCAGGGAUACGGAGACGCUGUCUGUAGCGUAUUGGACACCUUGUGCAGUCUGGUUCUCGAUGCUAUCAAAUUCGAGUUCCCGCCCAUCGCACACUCGUGCCAGGAAGAGUUGCUCGUGGAGACUGGAGACGACGAGAGCGCAUCUGAGCUGUACAUUGCAGAUGAAGCAAACACCGAAGAGACAUAUGGUGACGGUGACACGCCACGGAUAGUGCAUCCGCAGAUGCUGAACGAUUCAAACACAAUACUGGCUGCAAAUCUCAAUGCGAACAAAUGGAAGUUGGACCUCGAGCGGAUCGCCCCGCAUUUGCGUGUCGCAGUGUCUUCCGAUGGGAACGAUUGGAGGGCACAUUUAGAUCGAGCGAAGAAGCUCUACGAGGAGACUUCCUCAAGCUUCACCCGCGGCAAAACAGACUUAAACAGGUUCGAAAAGAAUGUGACCUCGUCGCUGGAGAAACUAGAGACCCAUGAAAACUUCAUUAACCAGCAGUUGGAAUCGUUGAUAUUGGAGUACGUUGCAGUGCAAGGUCAGCUGUCGGGGGUCCAGCAGAAACAGAACCAAAGUGGGGAGACGUUGUCGAGGUUAACGAUUGAGCAUGCAAAGCUUCUCGAGUCUCUGGAGCAAAUAAAACAGAAGAUGGUGGACAAAGGCAAUGAAAUCUCCGACCUCACGCCGCUCCUUCAAAUCAAGUCUGCAAUGCAGAGGCUCAAGUCGGAGCUACGUGAGAUGGAGGUCCAGAUCGGCGUGUUGGAGCACUCUCUGGUGCGGGUCAGUCUUCGACAAGCCAAAGGUGGCCUUGAUGGUUUGAAAGCAUAAAUCGCCAUCUCCAUCGCUGCAACUGCUUCUACAGUGGGAUCCUUUGUUUUGUUUGUUUGUGUCUGUGUUUUUUUUUCCUUCACAAACCAAAGCAAAAGGAAAUCAUGAAGGAGAUGGGGUUGCAGGAGGUCUUCUCUCCGUUACAAAUACUACAAUGCCAUGUCAUAAUUCUUACACUAUUAGUGAGUGAGAUUGUAAGUAAGUAAGUAAGAAAAAAACACAAACAUCAAACUUUGUUUUGUUACUUAAUUAAUUAAGUGUUCUAGCUUGCUUUGCACAUUGUAUUCUUAUUGCAUUUAUCAAUGUAUUUUUCUAUACGGUAAAAUAUGUUGGAAGAAAAUUUAUACUAA